Molecule: messenger RNA, 1825 nt
Organism: Aegilops tauschii subsp. strangulata
Lineage: Eukaryota; Viridiplantae; Streptophyta; Magnoliopsida; Poales; Poaceae
Product: putative pentatricopeptide repeat-containing protein At1g03510
Biological process (GO): RNA modification
Molecular function (GO): RNA binding; protein binding
Source: RefSeq, a predicted model, not a curated record
AAAGAGCCCUAAAGUUGCUCGUUCAAACCAAAUUCAAAUUCCCAAAAGAUUUUAAGCCACAGUUAGUGAAGCAUCGUCGUCAAGCUUGGGCCCUCCUUCCCUCGAAAACCAAACGGAGGAGCGAUGGACUCCCGCCACCAGCGGCUGGCGACGCUGACCAAGGCCCUGACGGCGCACGUCAACGCCGGCCGCCACGGCGACGCGCUCGCCUUCUUCGCCCACAUGGCCUCCGACCCGGCGCUCCCGCCGCUCGCCGACCCGUCCUUCGCGUACGCCCUCCCGCUCGCGCUCAAGUCCGCCGCCGCGCUCCGCCUGCCCUCGUCCGCCGCCGCCGCCCCCAUACACGCGCUCGCGCGCAAGUGCCGCGGCCUCCUCAGCAACCCCUUCGUCGCCUCCGCGCUCGUCGUCUCCUAUGGUGCAUGUGCCGGCUCCUCCCCCGAGUCCGCGCGCCGCCUGUUCGACGAAUUGCCUGGCCGCACCGCCGUCGUCUGGAGCGCCAUGAUCUCCGUCUACGUCAGGUCAGGGGACGUCGCCGCGGCCGCGCGGGCGCUCGGCGAGAUGGACGUCGUGCCGACUGCCUCCUGCUUCAACUCGGUGAUUGCGGCGGUGGCGGAGUCUGGGGACCGUCCCGCCCAGGCCGUCGAGCUCUACCGGCGGAUGCAGGGGAUGGGCGUCAGGCCCUCGCUCAUCACCCUGCUGGCGCUCGUCCCUGUGUGCACCGCGCUGGGAGCGCUGGGCUCGGUCAGGGAGGUGCACAGCUUCGCAUUGCGGCACGACAUGUUCGCGAGUUGCCACCUCGGCAGCUCCCUCAUCGAGGCGUACGGGCAGUGCGGCUCUUUGGUCGGCGCACAGAGGGUUUUCGACCUGGUGGACGAGCGUGACGUGGUUGUCUGGAGCGCCAUGGUGUCGGCGUACGCGUUCCAUGGCCAUGGAAACGUCGCGAUGUCGCUUUUCAGGCGUAUGGAGCUGGAUAAGGUCCGGCCUGAUGGCAUAAUGUUCCUUGGCGUGUUGAAGGCCUGCGGCCAUGCUGGUCGCGCAGAUGAGGCUUUGAAGUACUUUGAUGUGUUAACCAAGACGCAUGGAGUCGAAGCAUGUGGAGAUCAUUAUUCAUGCUUGGUUGAUGUCUUGGGACGGGCAGGGAGGUUGCAUCAGGCCUAUGAUGUUAUACGGACGAUGCCGGUUAGAGUUACCGCAAAGGCCUGGGGUGCUCUCCUUGCUGCUUGCAGGAAGUAUGGGGAGGUGGGGCUGGCAGAAGUUGCAGCGAGAGCGUUGUUUGAGAUUGAACCAGAGAAUGCAGGGAACUUUGUUUCGCUUGCAAAUGUCUAUUCGGGCUUGGGUAUGCAUGAGGAGGCAGAGCGGGUGAGAAGGGACAUGGAGCAACGAGGCUUGCAGAGCUCACCUGGAAGCAGUUGGACGAUACACCGCAAGUCAAGUGAACUUGUCUGAAGAAGGAGGUUGACAUUUGGAAAUUUCAAGUUUAUUCGGAUACACAAUUUCUGUGUCCAUGAAAAUGUAAGCGGGAUAUGCCAAUAUCUCUUUCUUUUUGGAGGGUCUAUUGAGUAGAACACCACUACUUUUAGUUAAUAGCAUCUGGAAAAUAUUUAAUUGUACCAGAGCCCUAACCCUAAAUCUAUCAGAAUACGCUGCAUCUCAACCUGAACUGAUUGUAAAUGCAGCAGACACUUUUCUGUGGCUUAAUUCUUAGCUGGAAAUCCUGCAUAAACAUCAAAUUUCCUUCUGGGAAUGCUGGAAAGAAGCGAUGACCCUGUUAGAAGUCAUGUCUAUUAUCAAAGUUCAGUCCUAGCCUGAUCUUAUUACCAUCUAA